This is a messenger RNA of Symphalangus syndactylus (siamang), 6146 nucleotides long. It is a transcript of the gene SNAP29, whose product is annotated as synaptosome associated protein 29. Gene Ontology annotation, cellular component: SNARE complex; plasma membrane. Gene Ontology annotation, biological process: synaptic vesicle fusion to presynaptic active zone membrane; exocytosis; synaptic vesicle priming. The record is from RefSeq and is a predicted model, not a curated record. NCBI's taxonomy places the organism in Eukaryota, Metazoa, Chordata, Mammalia, Primates, Hylobatidae. Gene Ontology annotation, molecular function: syntaxin binding; SNAP receptor activity.
GGCCCACCGCUGCAGGGGAGAGAGGGAUGGACAGUAGGCUGCGGUUGCGCGCGCCGGACGUGGGCCCCCCCAGCCGACCUGCGCGAUGGUCGGCUCCGAGGGCGGGGCCACCUGUGCGCGACGCGCGGAAGGAGUUCGCGCGACGACUUCGGGGUCGGCGGGCGGGGCGAGGGCCUGGACGGCGGCGGCAGCGGCGCUCUUCCUUCUCCUUUCCAGACCCAUAGCCGCGCCGGCACCAUGUCAGCUUACCCUAAAAGCUACAAUCCGUUCGACGACGACGGGGAGGACGAAGGCGCCCGGCCAGCCCCUUGGAGGGACGCCCGAGACCUCCCCGACGGGCCCGACGCGCCCGCAGACAGGCAGCAGUACUUGCGGCAGGAGGUCCUCCGCAGGGCUGAGGCCACGGCCGCUAGCACCAGCAGGUCCCUGGCCCUCAUGUACGAGUCCGAGAAGGUUGGGGUCGCCUCUUCCGAGGAGCUCGCCCGUCAGCGAGGAGUCCUGGAGCGCACAGAGAAGAUGGUGGACAAGAUGGGCCAAGAUUUGAAGACCAGCCAGAAACACAUCAAUAGCAUUAAGAGUGUGUUUGGGGGGCUCGUCAAUUACUUCAAAUCCAAACCAGUAGAGACCCCACCUGAACAGAAUGGCACCCUCGCCUCCCAGCCCAACAGCAGAUUGAAAGAAGCCAUAAGUACAAGUAAAGAACAGGAAGCAAAGUACCAGGCCAGCCACCCAAACCUUAGAAAGCUGGAUGAUACAGACCCUGUCCCCAGAGGGGCUGGUUCUGCCAUGAGUACCGAUGCUUACCCAAAGAACCCACACCUUCGAGCCUAUCACCAGAAGAUAGACAGCAACCUAGAUGAGCUGUCCAUGGGACUGGGCCGUCUGAAGGACAUAGCCCUGGGGAUGCAGACAGAAAUUGAGGAGCAAGAUGACAUUCUUGACCGGCUGACAACCAAAGUAGACAAGUUAGAUGUCAACAUAAAAAGCACAGAAAGAAAAGUUCGACAACUCUGAAGACAGACGGAUUUCCACUCUAUUGUGAUGAAAAGAUUUGAAAGAUCUUUUUUUGAACUUCCAAGAAAUUUCAUUUACUAUUUUAGUAUGUAAAUUAAUGUGUGUUUGCAAAUGUUAUAAUAGAGUAGGUCUUAAGACAUUUUUGCUGUCAUAAGGAAGUGUUUGUCACACAUUUUCCUAGGGUUAACACCUCACCAAGUUCUUCCAACAAAAUGCUUAUUAGAGUUUUUGUCUGAGCACAGUAGCCUGGCCCUGCAUAUCUUGGGCAUUUGAUUGCCAUGCUGGAAUAAGAAGAGUUGCAUUUCUCAUUUUAAUGAGCAUAUGGAAAGAUGGGGGCAGAAUUUCAGUCUGGCAGCCAUGAGCCUCUAUUUGUCAUUCCUAAGCCUUACCAUGAGUCAGAGUGUUAAGGGGGCCUGUGAGCCAGUCGUUUGGUGGAGGAGGGUCCUUCCCACACCUUUGUUUAGGAGUCAUCAUUCACACACAUACACACACACACAUUCACACACACACACUGAGCACAUUAUCUGUGAUUCUUUCAUCCUCCCGGAAAGCAUCAGUGUUAGAAUGGGAAAUAGAGUGUGCCGUGUUGCUCUUUCGUUGGCAGAUGUCCCCGCUUCCCUCCAGCCCCCGAUCCUUGGCACGUAUAUUAGUAGGAGGGCUUCACACCAGCACUGCUCACUGCAACUCCUGGAAAUGUGUGGGGAAUUGGGUGAGCCCCUCUUCCCCACGUGCUCUCAUCUGGAACUCUCCAUCUGUGAUUGGCAACAGGUCUUCCACUGGCUCGAGGCUGCCGGGCUGACCGACAGGGGCGCCCAAUAGAGUUUGUGGGAAUGGAGUAUUGCACAGAUGUGGCUACACAAUGGUCUUCCUCCACCCCUCUGGGAAUCACCAUUAGGUAGGCCUCAGUAGGGCAAAAUGUUUAUUUGGUGCCUGGGGUCUCCUGACCUGUCUAGCAUUCCCACCCACUCUUCUGCACUUCUUGCAAGGUAACUUGAAUCAUCACUUAUUUCUCUGCCACCUGGUUUUAGGACUGGAACGCUAUAAAUGAUGCUGACUUUGUAUAGAAGGAUUUAGCUAAGGGGGCAAAAAGCCCAGAUACCAUUUUAACUGGCCCAGCUCAUUUUCUCCUUUCAUUUUACAAAAGAAAUGAUGUAGAAGCAUCAAUUAAAACUGAUUUAUUUAUGUUGGUACAUCCAACAAAAUAGUUGGAGCCACAAGGCCCUUGUCUUUUUAAAAAACAAAAUAUUUUGAAGAUGGUGAAAGUGACUGAUUUUAAUAAUGAGAUAGGUCACUUAAAAUAACAGUGCCUUUGACCUUAAAACAUGGCACUGGCCCAUGUGACCUUUGCCAUUUCCCAGUACUUCCCUUUACAGUCUGCAGCCUAUAAACAGUGGUGUCUCAAAGCAAAGGAAACUUCCACAAGUGCGACAACAGUGCAUUAGUUUUUAUGUAGCAAUUUGUUCCCAUCCCAUAAUGCAUGACCUUCCUUUUUUUUUUUUUUUUUUUUUUUUUUGAGACGGAGUCUCGCUCUGUCGCCCAGGCUGGAGUGCAGUGGCACAAUCUCGGCUCACUGCAAGCUCCGCCUCCCGGGUUCACGCCAUUCUCCUGCCUCAGCCUCUCCGAGUAGCUGGGACUACAGGCGCCCGCCACCACGCCCGGCUAAUUUUUUUGUAUUUUUUAGUAGAGACGGGGUUUCACCGUGGUCUCAAUCUCCUGACCUCGUGAUCCACCCGCCUCAGCCUCCCAAAGUGCUGGGAUUACAAGCGUGAGCCACUGCGCCCGGCCAAUGCAUGACCUUCCUAAAAAUACCCACAGCUUCCAUAGGCAAGCCGAGCUUUCUGUGCUACCCACUGGUUAGAUUCCAGCCACCUCAGGGAUUCUGAUCCAUGUCAUUAACGACCAUCCCAGGGUGUGAGGGCCUGAUUAAAGCUUAUCAAACUAGACAUUUAUUUAUUAGAUGAGCUUGGCAUUAUUAUUUUCUCAAUAACUGGUAGAAGGGAAAUUUUAAACAUAACACUCAACCCAAACAAAACUACUUCGUGAGGCUUUCAGCAAAAAGGCUGCUUAAAAGCAUGAACCCGGGAUGCAGAGCAGCUUUUGUGCACAGUUCCACUUACUGUAAUUGUUUCCGGUUCUUUCCUCUAACACCUUCCAUGUAUGUCAUAACUUUUUAUCACCGUCAAGCAUAGACUCGUGGAGAUUAGUCAUUAUACCUCAGACGUAAGCUAAUUAUUUGAAAUAAAUACACAUAAAGGCCACUGCCAGACAUUCUCAGCAGCCUUCCACUUGCAUAAUGAGAUUAGUGAUUCAACUGACUUGAAGCACAGUAACAUUUUAUGCACCUUCCCUGUCUUUUGCUGGACUGAUGAAGCCAGUCACCUGCCCUUCUCUGUUUUUUUUUUUUUUUUUUAAUCCCAAGUAUAUGGAAGGAGAGUUGCCUUCACUUUUCUGGAAAUUUGUCUUCGUCUGACAUAUUAGAGGGCCUCGUUUUGUCCUGUUCUUGUUCAGACCCUCUUGUUCUACGUCCUGUGCUGAGGGGACUGUCCUUAAGCUACAGGACAGUGAGCUGGUCCUUUCUGCCACUUCUUCCCCACUCCCAUGCCCAGGGAGGCCUGGUUGCUGAUGCUACUUUAUAAAUGAGUUGCUUGCAUUUUCACAGAGAAUGAAGGAAGACCUAACAUGGCUCCAGAAACUUUUCACAUGAUGAUUGGGAUCAACAAAAAAAUGCUACCCUCUAGACUAGACACAUUUCAUAGAGACAAGCAAAAAGGUGCCAGGGCUGGGCUGACUGUGAGAUGGGAUUUGGUACUGCAGACAGAUUUUGAUUUCCACAGUUGAGCUGGAAACAAACCGUGCCUUCAAAAAUGACUUUUCUAACUUAAGGUUGGUUAUAUGUUAAGUGUGCUACUAACUUAAAAAAUAGUGGCUGGGCACGGUGGCUCAUGCCUGUAAUCCUAGCACUUUGGGAGGCCGAGGCGGGUGGAUCACGAGGUCAGGAGAUCGAGACCAUCCUGGCUAACAGGGUGAAACCCCGUCUCUACUAAAAACACACAAAAAAUUAGCUGGGCGUGGUGGCGGGCACCUGUAGUCCCAGCUGCUCGGGAGGCUGAAGCAGGAGAAUGGCAUGAACCCCGGAGGUGGAGCUUGCGGUCAGCCAAGAUAGCGCCAUUGCACUCCAGCCUGGGUGACAGAGCGAGACUCCACCUCAAAAAUAAAUAAAUAAAUAAAAAUGGUACACUCUCUGGCCGGGCACAGUGGCUCACGCCUGUAAUCUCAGCACUUUGGAAGGCUGAGGCGGGCAGAUCACGACGUCAGAAGAUCGAGACCAUCUGGCUAACACAGUGAAACCCCAUCUCUACUAAAAAUAUAAAAAAUUAGUCGGGUGUGGUGGUGGGCACCUAUAGUCCCAGCUACUUGGGAGGCUGAGGCAGGAGAAUGGCGUGAACUCAGGAGGUGGAGCUUGCAGUGAGCUGAGGCGACAGAGCAAGACUCCAUCUCAAAAAAUAAAAAAUAGUGCACUGUCCUUCAAGAAAGUUUUCUAACAUCUAGUAAUUUGUAAUUUAGAAGUGGAGUUGCCUUGUGGAUGUCUUUUUUGCAUUCUGUAGGAAAGGAAACGUGAAUUUAACUCGGAUUGCAAGAAAUAAAAAUGUCAGUGCAUUUAAAUUUCUCUUUAACCUCUUUUUGUGAAUAUGUAAUUUUAAGUGUACACUAUACCAAUUUAGUAAUAAUCUUAUACUUUGCCCACAUGGGCCUUUUCUGCAGUUUGUUUUUGUUUUUUUUUUUUUGAGAUAGAGUCUCACUCUGUCACCCAGCCUGGAGCGCAAUGGCACAAUCUCGGCUCACUGCAACCUCCGCCUCCCAGGUUCAAGCAAUUCUCCUGCCUCAGUCUCUUGAGUAGCUGGGGUUACAGGUGUGUGCCACCAUGCCCGGCUAAUUUUUUUUAUUUUUUAAUACAGACAGGGUUUCAUUGUGCUGGCCAGGCUGGUCUCCAACUCCUGACCUUGUGAUCUGCCCGCCUCAGCCUCCCAAAGUGCUGGGAUUACAGGUGAUCUGUAGAAUUUUAAAGUUACAAAUGUUGUUCAGCAUCUUUGGCUCUGGUGAAUGCAGUGUCAGUACAAAAUGAUGAGCUAGAGCCGGGGCAUGGUGGCUUAUGCCAAUAAUCCCAGUGCUUUGGGAGGCUGAGGCAGGAGAAUCUCCUGAGGCCAGGAGUUUGAGACCAGUCUGGACAACAUAGUGAGACCCCAUCUCUACAAAAAAUUUUAAAAAAUAGCUGGGCCUCUAGUCCAAGCUACUUUGGAGGCUAAGGUGGGAGAAUUGCUUGAGCUCAGGAAUUCGAGGCUGCAGUGAGCUAUGAUCAUGCCACUGCGCUCCAGCCUGGGCAACAGAGGGAGACCCUGUCUCUAAAAAGUAAUAAACAAAAUGAUGAGCUAAGUUCGAGACCAGCCUGGCCAACACAGUGAAACGCUGUCUCUAUUAAAAAUACAAAAAUUAGUAAGGCAUGGUGGCAUGUGCCUAUAGUCCCAGCUACUCAGGAGACUGAGGCACGAGAAUCACUUGAACCCAGGAGGCAGAGGUUGCAUUGAGCCGAGACCGCACCACUGCACUCCAGCCUGGGUGACAGAGCGAAAUUCCAUAUUAAAAAAAAAAUUGAUGAGCUAGUCAUUAAAAGUGCUCAUUAUGGCCAGGCACGGUGACUCACACCUGUAAUCCCAGCACUUUGGGAGGCCGAGGCGGGUGGAUCAUGAGGUCAGGAGAUCGAGACCAUCCUGGCUAACACGGUGAAACCCUGUCUCUACUAAAAAUACAAAAAAAAAAUCGGCCGGGCGUGGUGGCGGGCUCCUGUAGUCCCAGCUACUCGGGAGGCUGAGGCAGGAGAAUGGCGUGAACCCGGGAGGUGGAGCUUGCAGUGAGCUGAGAUUGCGCCAUUGCACUCCAGCCUGGGCUACAGAGCGAGACUCCGUCUCAAAAAAAAAAAAAAAAAAAAAAAGGAAAAAAUAAGUGCUCAUUAUGUGGGGAUGGGAUGGGCUCUUUAGUUCGAAGUCUGUUUCUGAACAGCACUUUUCCUCCAUGCCUUCAACUCAACAAAUGACCAUAUUCCAUCAAAUAAAAUGUGAAGUUGUUUUUUAAACAAA